Molecule: messenger RNA, 1558 nt
Organism: Helianthus annuus (common sunflower)
Lineage: Eukaryota; Viridiplantae; Streptophyta; Magnoliopsida; Asterales; Asteraceae
Product: amino acid permease 6
Exons: 7
Coding region: 53-1456 (467 amino acids)
Cellular component (GO): plasma membrane
Source: RefSeq, a predicted model, not a curated record
UAACUCCUCAUCAUUCCCCUUUGUGUUUUGAAGUACACCAAGAGCUACUCACAUGCAGAAACAAGAAAGCUAUACCUUAGAAAAAGGAGAAGCCACUCAAGAGUUUGAUGAUGAUGGACAAAUUAAAAGAACAGGUACAUGGAUGAGUGCGAGUGCACAUAUAAUAACCGCAGUGGUUGGAUCAGGAGUUUUGUCACUCACAUGGUGUUUAGCGCAGUUGGGUUGGAUUUUCGGGUCAUUUUUGCUAGUAGUGUUUGCAGUCAUCUCUUGGUACACAUGCACCUUACUCACCAACUGCUACAGAUCUCCUCAUCCUGUUACAGGAGCUCGAAACUACAACUACAUGCAAGCUGUCAAAACUAAUCUUGGAGGGCGUCAAUACAUAAUUUGUGCAAUAGCUCAAUAUGGAACUCUCAUUGGUGUAAGCAUCGGAUACACCAUCACUUCAUCAAUCAGUAUGGGGGCAAUUAAAAGGUCGAAUUGUUUUAAAAAAUAUGGUCAUGACAAGGGAUGUCACACAUUGAAUAGUCCUUUUCUUUUAAUCGUUGCGUGUAUAGAACUCGUUUUGAGCCAACUACCUAACUUCCACAAGCUAUCGUUCCUUUCCAUCAUCGCGGCCAUCAUGUCUUUUGUGUAUUCAACCAUUGGCAUGGGGCUCUCCAUUGCCAAAAUAGCAGGAGCUGGCCUUCCUAAAACUAGUAUUGGAAUGCCAACUAGAGAAGAUGUGUCAAGCAAGGAUAAAACAUGGGACAUUUUUUGUGCCAUUGGAGACAUUGCUUUUGCCUAUGGUUUCGCUGAUGUUCUCGUUGAGAUACAGGAUACAUUAAAAUCAAACCCUCCGGAACACAAAGUCAUGAAAACGGCUACCACUGUUGGGAUUUCAGCUUCUACGUUAUUCUACAUGUUGUGUGGGCUACUUGGAUACGCAGCAUUUGGUAACGAUGCACCAGGGAAUUACUUAACUGGGUUUGGUUUCUAUGACCCUUUUUGGCUCGUUGACAUUGCGAAUUUGUGCAUUGCUAUACACCUUCUUGGUGCUUACCAGGUAAUAAUGCAACCAGUUUUUGGGUUCAUAGAGAAUUGGAGUCGUAGAAAGUGGCCAGAAAGACGAUUCAUCAACAAGGAAUACGCCAUUGGCUACUUUAGAAUCAAUCUUUUCAGGUUAACAUGGAGGUCGACAUAUGUUAUACUAGCAACACUAGUAGCAAUGAUGUUUCCAUUUUUUAAUGCUUUUCUUGCUCUAAUCGGUUCAACAACAUUUUGGCCAUUGACAGUAUAUUUCCCUAUAGAAAUGUACAUUGUGCAGGCAAAGAUUCGAAGGAAUUCAUUUCGUUGGAUUUGGUUGAGGGCACUGAGCUUGGUGUGCUUGCUUGUAUCGUGUCUUGCUGCUGCUGCAUCGAUUAGAGGUCUUGUUGGGUCCGUCCAAACCUCCAAGCUCUUUCUAUCAGUGUCGUAGUUCUUAGUUUAUGUGUCUUUUUUAUUUUGUCUAAAAAUAGUGGUAAUUGUUGAACCAAGGCGUCAUUUAUGCUUCGGAUCUUAUGUAUGCAUCAUUUAUACU